UAUGCUCAGCUGCAGCCGAGUGACCGCCGCUCCUUUGCUUCCGCAGGGAUGAAAGACGCGGCCGAGCUGCUGGGACACCGGGAGGCGGUCAAGUGCCGGCUGGGCGUCGGGGGCUCGGAUCCGGGGGGACACCCGGGAGACAUGGCUCCCAACUCGGACACGGUAGAAGGGACCACCCUGCUGCCGGGAGAGGACAUCACCACGGUGGGAUCCAACCCCAGCUCCCUAGCCGUCAGCGCCAAAGACCCUGACAAGCAGCAAGGCCAGCAGGGCGGCCAGAACUCCAGCCAGGCCGGGCAGCAGCAGGGUCAGCAGAAGCAGAAGCGGCACCGCACUCGCUUCACGCCGGCACAGCUCAACGAGCUGGAGAGGAGCUUCGCCAAGACUCACUACCCGGACAUCUUCAUGCGGGAGGAGCUGGCCCUGCGCAUCGGUCUCACCGAGUCCCGGGUGCAGGUCUGGUUCCAGAACCGCCGCGCCAAGUGGAAGAAGCGCAAGAAGACCACGAACGUGUUCCGCGCCCCGGGCACGCUGCUGCCGACGCCGGGGCUGCCGCAGUUCCCCUCGGCCGCCGCCGCCGCCGCCGCCGCCAUGGGGGACAGCCUGUGCUCCUUCCACGCCAACGACACGCGCUGGGCCGCCGCCGCCAUGCCCGGCGUGUCGCAGCUGCCGCUGCCGCCGGCGCUGGGACGGCAGCAAGCCAUGGCGCAGUCCCUGUCCCAGUGCAGCCUGGCGGCCGGCCCGCCGCCCAACUCCAUGGGCCUCUCCAACAGCCUGGCGGGCUCCAACGGCGCCGGGCUGCAGUCCCACCUCUACCAGCCCGCCUUCCCCGGCAUGGUGCCCGCCUCCCUGCCCGGCCCCAGCAACGUGACGGGCUCGCCCCAGCUCUGCAGCUCCCCGGACAGCAGCGACGUGUGGCGGGGAACCAGCAUCGCCUCCCUCCGCCGCAAAGCACUAGAGCACACAGUCUCCAUGAGUUUCACCUAAUGGCCGGCGCCUCGCCCGCGCCGCCCCCGCCCCCGCCGCCGCCUCGCCCCGCGCCCCCGCCUCGCUCCGCGCCCCCGCCUUCCCCCACCCGACUUACCAGGGAGUCGACUCAGGAUCUGAAAUCAGACACCAACAGACUGGUUUGUGGGCCGAGAAACACCCCCGACCCUCCCCAAGCCCCUCUGCCCCCGCGCAUCCCCCGCGCCCCCUGUGCCCCCCGGUCCCCCCGCCCGGCGGGAGGACCCGCGGCCGCCCCGAGCCCGGCUCUGCCGCCCUCCGUCGCCACGACCCGGCUCUCCCGCCGUCCGCCCGUCCGGCUUUGGCUUUGCAAAGAAAUGCAUUUCUGUUUCAUAAUUUUUUGUGGUUUAUUUAGGAGCCGCGACCUGCCGCCGGCUCCUUCCGCCGCGAGGGCGCCGUCGGGGGACGGCCGGGCGGGUUCGCGAAAAGGCACGGAGACCCCAGAGAGAAUCAAACCCAUUUUGAUUAAGCAUUAAUGAGCGACAGCGAAUGUGAUGGGG
This is a messenger RNA of Passer domesticus (house sparrow), 1505 nucleotides long. RefSeq names its product orthopedia homeobox (gene OTP). Gene Ontology annotation, molecular function: DNA binding; DNA-binding transcription factor activity, RNA polymerase II-specific. Lineage: Eukaryota; Metazoa; Chordata; Aves; Passeriformes; Passeridae. Gene Ontology annotation, biological process: neuron differentiation; regulation of DNA-templated transcription. The transcript has 2 exons. The coding region runs from base 49 to 987 and encodes 312 amino acids. The record is from RefSeq and is a predicted model, not a curated record.